CGAGGGGCGGGGGCCGCCCCGAGCCCGCUCCGGACCUGCCCGCCGCCGCCUCCCGCGUCCCGGGAAGGUCGCCCCCGUGCUCCCCACCGAGCCGCUCUGGGAGCCCCGCGGCGACGAGGCUUUCCCCCGCAGCCCCAGCUGGUGUGGCCAGGCCCCAAGUGUAGGAUGGGGCUUCCCCCACGAGGGCCGGUGGGCGCCAGAGCUGAUACAGCCCCCCUGGUCUGGGGCCGGGACACCAGCUGAGGACAGCGAGAGUAUCUGGAACUAUGGCUGGCGCCUCAGUGAAAGUGGCCGUGAGGGUUCGGCCCUUCAACGCCCGUGAGACCAGCCAGGAUGCCAAGUGUGUGGUCAGCAUGCAGGGCACCACCACCUCCAUCAUCAACCCCAAACAGAGCAAGGAUGCCCCGAAAAGCUUCACCUUUGACUACUCGUACUGGUCACACACUUCGGCUGAGGACCCGCAGUUUGCGUCUCAGCAGCAGGUGUAUCGCGACAUCGGAGAGGAGAUGCUGCUCCAUGCCUUCGAGGGCUACAACGUGUGCAUCUUCGCCUACGGGCAGACCGGGGCCGGCAAGUCCUACACCAUGAUGGGGCGGCAAGAGCCAGGCCAGCAGGGCAUCGUGCCCCAGCUCUGCGAGGACCUCUUCUCUCGUGUUAACAAGAACCAGAGUGCUGAGCUGUCCUACUCCGUGGAGGUGAGCUACAUGGAGAUCUACUGUGAGCGGGUACGAGACCUCCUGAACCCCAAGAGUCGGGGCUCUCUGCGGGUCCGGGAGCACCCCAUCCUGGGCCCCUACGUGCAGGACCUGUCUAAGUUGGCUGUGACCUCCUAUGCGGACAUUGCCGACCUCAUGGACUGUGGAAACAAGGCCCGGACUGUGGCCGCCACCAACAUGAACGAGACUAGCAGCCGCUCGCACGCCGUCUUCACCAUUGUCUUCACGCAGCGCUGCCACGACCAGCUCACUGGGCUAGACUCCGAGAAGGUCAGUAAGAUCAGUUUGGUGGACCUUGCCGGCAGCGAGCGGGCCGACUCCUCGGGGGCCCGGGGCAUGCGCCUGAAGGAAGGGGCCAACAUCAAUAAGUCCCUGACUACGCUGGGGAAGGUGAUCUCGGCCCUGGCGGAUCUGCAAUCGAAGAAGCGGAAGUCGGAUUUUAUCCCUUACAGGGACUCCGUGCUCACAUGGCUGCUCAAGGAGAACUUGGGUGGGAACUCCCGCACGGCCAUGAUCGCAGCCCUGAGCCCUGCAGAUAUCAAUUACGAGGAGACCCUCAGCACCCUCAGGUACGCUGACCGCACCAAGCAGAUCCGCUGCAACGCCGUCAUCAACGAGGACCCCAAUGCCCGGCUGAUCCGAGAGCUGCAGGAGGAGGUGGCCCGGCUGCGGGAGCUGCUCCUGGCUCAGGGGCUGUCCGCCUCCGCCCUGGGAGGCCUGAAGGUGGACGAGGGGAGCUCUGGAGGCACUCUGCCGGCCGUGUCACCCCCUCCUGCCCCUGCGUCCCCCUCACGCUCCCCAGCACACAAUGGGCAACUGGAACCAUCCUUCUCCCCCCACACCGAGCCCCAGAUCGGGCCCGAGGAGGCCAUGGAGCGGCUGCAGGAGACAGAGAAGAUCAUAGCCGAGCUGAACGAGACCUGGGAGGAGAAGCUGCGGAAGACAGAAGCCCUGAGGAUGGAGAGAGAAGCGCUGCUGGCUGAGAUGGGGGUGGCCGUCCGGGAGGACGGCGGGACCGUGGGCGUCUUUUCUCCUAAGAAGACCCCCCACCUGGUGAACCUGAAUGAAGACCCCCUGAUGUCCGAGUGUUUGCUCUACCACAUCAAAGACGGCGUUACCAGGGUCGGCCAGGUGGACGUGGACAUCAAGCUGACCGGGCAGUUCAUCCGGGAGCAACACUGUGCGUUCCGGAGCGUCCCGCAGCCGGACGGGGAAGUGGUGGUCACCCUGGAGCCUUGUGAAGGAGCCGAGACCUAUGUCAACGGGAGGCUGGUGACCGAGCCCCUGGUGCUGAAGUCAGGGAAUAGGAUCGUGAUGGGCAAGAACCACGUGUUCCGCUUCAACCACCCGGAGCAGGCACGGCUGGAGCGGGAGCGGGGGCUGCCCCCGCCCCCCGGCCCGCCCUCCGAGCCCGUGGACUGGAACUUCGCCCAGAAGGAGCUGUUGGAGCAGCAGGGCAUCGACAUCAAGCUGGAGAUGGAGAAGAGGCUGCAGGACCUAGAGAACCAGUACCGGAAAGAGAAGGAGGAGGCUGACCUUCUGCUGGAGCAGCAGCGACUGUACGCGGACUCGGACAGCGGCGACGACUCGGACAAGCGGUCGUGCGAGGAGAGCUGGCGCCUCAUCUCGUCCCUGCGGGAGCAGCUGCCGCCGACCACCGUGCAGACCAUCGUGCGGCGCUGUGGGCUGCCCAGCAGCGGGAAGCGUCGGGCGCCGCGGAGGGUGUACCAGAUCCCGCAGCGACGGCGGCUGCAGGGCAAGGACCCGCGCUGGGCCACCAUGGCCGACCUCAAGAUGCAGGCGGUCAAGGAGAUCUGCUACGAGGUGGCGCUGGCCGACUUCCGCCACGGCCGCGCCGAGAUCGAGGCCCUGGCCGCGCUCAAGAUGCGGGAGCUGUGCCGCACGUACGGCAAGCCCGAGGGGCCCGGGGACGCCUGGAGGGCCGUGGCCCGCGACGUGUGGGACACGGUGGGCGAGGAGGAAGGCGGCGGCGGCGGCGAGGAGGGCGCCCGCGGGGCCGAGGUGGAGGACCUCCGCGCCCACAUCGACAAGCUGACCGGGAUUCUGCAGGAGGUGAAGCUGCAGAACAGCAGCAAAGACCGGGAGCUGCAGGCCCUGAGGGACCGCAUGCUGCGCAUGGAGCGCGUCAUCCCUCUGGCGCAGGAGCAGGAGGACGAGAAGGCAGAAGAGGCCGGAGAGGCCGCCUGGGCCGCGCCCCCCGGGCCGGAGGCGGCGGAGGAGGCCCCCGGCGAGCGCGCGCCCCCGGCGCGGCCCCCCUCGCCGUCCCUGUCGAGCUGGGAGCGGGUGUCGCGGCUCAUGGAGGAGGACCCCGCCUUCCGCCGCGGCCGCCUGCGCUGGCUCAAGCAGGAGCAGCUGCGGCUGCAGGGACUGCAGGGCGCGGGGGGCCGGGGCGGGGGGCUGCGCAGGCCCCCCGCCCGCUUCGUACCCCCUCACGACUGCAAGCUGCGCUUCCCCUUCAAGAGCAACCCGCAGCACCGGGAAUCCUGGCCGGGGGCCGGGGAGGCCCCCGCCGCACCCCAAGCCCCCGAGGAGGUGGCACCCGCUGCGGCCGCCCCCGCGCGCCGGCCCCCGAGUCCCCGGCGGUCGCACCGGCCCCGCAGGAACUCCCUGGACGGAGGCGGCCGCUCCCGGGGAGGGGGCUCCGCGCAGCCUGAAGCCCAGCACUUCCAGCCCAAGAAGCACAACUAUUACCCCCAGCAGCCCCAGCCGUACCCCGCGCAGCGGCCCACGGGGCCCCGCUACCCGCCGUACACCACUCCCCCGCGCAUGAGGCGGCAGCGCUCGGCUCCCGACCUCAAGGAGAGCGGGGCGGCCGUGUGAGCGUCCCGAAGGCCCGGGUCGGGAGCAGAGCAGAAGCCGGAAACGCCGCUUCCCCGCGAGCCCCGGGCAGGGAGGCGCCAGGUGGGCGAGAAGGUCCGAGUAGGUGAUGGACGGCGUGGGAGAGGCUGGGCCGGAGGCCGCAGGAAGGAAGCGCGCGCGGAGUUGCCAGGAGCAAACCAAAGUGGAGAGAGAGGGUGGGGGCUGCCUCGGGGCGCCCCUUGCAGACGGGGGGGGGGGGGAGUCCCACAAAUGCUGCUA
This is a messenger RNA of Hyaena hyaena (striped hyena), 3815 nucleotides long. It is a transcript of the gene KIF1C, whose product is annotated as kinesin family member 1C. The coding region runs from base 267 to 3557 and encodes 1096 amino acids. The transcript has 23 exons. Gene Ontology annotation, molecular function: microtubule motor activity; microtubule binding; ATP binding. Lineage: Eukaryota; Metazoa; Chordata; Mammalia; Carnivora; Hyaenidae. The record is from RefSeq and is a predicted model, not a curated record. Gene Ontology annotation, biological process: microtubule-based movement.